GCGAAGGACAGUGACGAUGAUGAUGAAGUCACCGUCAGUGUGGACCGGGACCGCUUCAUGGACGAGUUCUUUGAGCAGGUGGAAGAAAUUCGAGGGUUCAUCGAUAAAAUUUCGGAGAACGUGGAGGAAGUGAAGAGGAAGCACAGCGCCAUUCUUGCUUCGCCCAACCCCGACGAGAAAACGAAGGAGGAGCUGGAAGAGCUGAUGUCUGACAUAAAGAAGACGGCGAACAAAGUGCGCUCCAAGCUAAAGAGUAUUGAGCAGAGUAUUGAACAAGAGGAGGGACUGAACAGAUCAUCUGCUGACCUGCGGAUAAGGAAAACUCAGCACUCGACGCUGUCGCGCAAGUUCGUGGAGGUGAUGUCCGAGUACAACGCCACGCAGACCGACUACCGGGAGCGCUGCAAGGGCAGGAUUCAGAGGCAGCUGGAGAUCACUGGCAGGACCACGACCAGCGAGGAGCUGGAGGACAUGCUGGAAAGCGGCAACCCGGCCAUCUUCUCCUCCGGGAUCAUUAUGGAUUCAAACAUCACCAAGCAGGCACUGAAUGAGAUUGAGACACGGCACAGCGAGAUCAUCAAACUGGAGAACAGCAUCCGAGAGCUGCACGACAUGUUCAUGGACAUGGCUAUGCUGGUGGAGAGCCAGGGCGAGAUGAUCGACCGCAUUGAGUACAACGUGGAGCACUCGGUUGACUAUGUGGAGCGGGCCGUGUCUGACACCAAAAAAGCGGUCAAGUACCAGAGCAAAGCCAGACGGAAGAAGAUCAUGAUCAUAAUCUGCUGCGUGAUCCUGGGUAUCGUCAUCGCCUCCACCUUCGGCGGCAUUUUCGGCUAG
Nipponia nippon (crested ibis) is the source of this 837-nucleotide messenger RNA. Lineage: Eukaryota; Metazoa; Chordata; Aves; Pelecaniformes; Threskiornithidae. The record is from RefSeq and is a predicted model, not a curated record.